Messenger RNA from Manis javanica (Malayan pangolin), 1090 nucleotides. NCBI's taxonomy places the organism in Eukaryota, Metazoa, Chordata, Mammalia, Pholidota, Manidae. The record is from RefSeq and is a predicted model, not a curated record.
GGUGGCCCGACGCGGAGCGCCGCCUGCGUGUCUGGUCGUCCAUGGGCAGCAGCGAGGGCCACGAUGACAGAUUACGGCGAGGAGCAGCGCAACGAGCUGGAGGCUCUGGAGUCCAUCUACCCCGACUCCUUCACAGGCAGAUGUCUCUCAGCUAUCCUUGUAUAGCUCCAGUCCUGUUCAUGUUCUCUCUCACCAGCAGUACACCUGUACUGUGAGGAUGUUAAGGGGAUGAGUGAAGAGGGGUUUGAGAGUGUCAUUACCUGGUAUUAUCAGAAAAUCCACCCAGCUUCACCAUUACUGUGACAUCUGAGGCUGGAGAAAAUGAUGAAAACUACCCUCAAAUUUACAUAUAGUGAAAAAUAUCCAGAUGAAGCCCCCCUUUAUGAAAUAUUCUCCCAGGAAAAUCUAGAAGAUAAUGAUGCUUCAGAUAUAUUAAAAUUAUUAGCAUUACAGGCAGAGGAAAACCGUGGUAUGGUGAUGAUCUUUACUUUAGUAACAGCUGUGCAAGAGAAAUUAAAUCAAAUAGUAGAUCAAAUAAAAACUAGACGAGAAGAAGAAAAGAAACAAAAAGAAAAAGAAGCAGAAGAAUCUGAAAAGCAAUUAUUUCAUGGCACUCCUGUUACAAUUGAGAAUUUCUUAAGUUGGAAGGCCAAGUUUGAUGCAGAACUCUUGGAAAUUAAAAAGAAACGAAUGAAAGAAGAAGAACAAGCUGGAAAAAAUAAAUUAAGUGGGAAACAACUAUUUGAAACAGAUCAUAAUCUUGAUACAUCUGAUAUCCAGUUCUUGGAGGAUGCUGGAAACAGUGUGGAGGUAGAUGAGUCUUUGUUCCAGGAAAUGGAUGAUUUGGAGCUGGAGGAUGAUGAGGAUGAUCCAGAUUACAAUCCUGCUGACCCAGAGAGUGACUUGACUGACUAAUGAACUGUUCCCUUCUGCAGAGAGUCUUGACUGCCAUAGCAUCUGUGGCUAUGCUGAGAAGGUGAUGGUGAUUUUCCUCUUUUUUUCUAAGAAAAAAUGAUUUUCAGGAGAAUAUUCUUCUGAUAGCUUUCAUCAUUGAACUGAAUAAACUGACCAUAAAAUUUCAAAUAUAAAA